This is a messenger RNA of Trichomonas vaginalis G3, 402 nucleotides long. Its product is annotated as KilA, N-terminal/APSES-type HTH, DNA-binding family. NCBI's taxonomy places the organism in Eukaryota, Parabasalia, Trichomonadida, Trichomonadidae. The coding region runs from base 1 to 402 and encodes 133 amino acids. The transcript has a single exon. The record is from RefSeq and is a predicted model, not a curated record. Gene Ontology annotation, molecular function: DNA binding.
AUGUCAGUCGAAGCAAAAACAUUCACGAACAAAUCUAAUGGUGAAACAUUCACAAAAGGCACUUAUAACGGUAUUGAAGUCUUACGUAGAGACAAGGAUGGUUACAUUAAUGUAACAAAGAUGUGUCAGCAGUUUAGGAAAGACUUUAGAAAGUUGUUGGAAAAUAAGUCCUGGGAAGAGUAUUAUAAGGCAUUUUGUGAAGAAUAUAGCAACCGCCGGAAUUCCGACGGUUGCUUUUUAUACAAAAUUCAUGCAGGAAUUCCUGAUGAAAUCAAACAGGUUAGAGGAACGUAUGUAGACCCAAGACUUAUAAACUAUAUAGCAAUGUGGGCUUCUCCAAAAUAUUGCAUAGCAGUUGGAAAAAUUAUGGACUCCAUAGACAAGAAGUUCAUGAGAAGUUAG